CAUACAUGUGAGGAUCGCGAGCCCAAAGUUUCAAUAAAAGUACGAUUCAGUUACUGUGCGAACUUGACUUGAGAGUGAUACUGUUCCAGAUUUUCUUAGUUGUUAUUUUUUUGCUGUUGGAUUACUUACGUCUUUACGGUUGUGCAUACAAUAUUUGGUUGUUGUUGUUGGUUUUUGUCGUAAAAGAAAGUUCCUAUAAGAGGAGAACAGUUUUUAGUUUUUCAGAGAAUUUUAAAACACACAACAAGAGUGGUUGGUGAUUUAAUUUUUAAUAGAAGAAAAUAAUUUCGAAAUUCAUUAUACUACGUUAGAGCUACCUUCGAUAGGAUAACAGAAAACGGCUACGAUAAUGUCGACACUCACUGCAUUCAACAAUACUAUUGAACAACAAGAGCAACACCUCCGAUCGUUAACAAAAACAUUCACUGGAAUCGACAAGCCAUUAAAACACUUCAAAUCAGUGGAAACAUUAUCAGAAUUGAUCGCCGAAUUGCAUAAUGUAUUCGAUUCGGACCGGGUCAACAUCGAAUAUGUCAAUCACUUGCUGUUGAGCUACAAAUCGAAUCCAUCGGAAUGGAAAAAAUUUGCCAAAUUCGAUAGAUUCAGGUACACAAGAAACUUAGUCGAUGCCGGGAAUGGAAAAUUCAAUCUGAUGAUAUUGUGUUGGGGUGAAGGCCACGGCUCAGCUAUUCAUGAUCAUGCCGAUGCCCAUUGUUUCAUGAAAAUGCUGAGAGGAGAAUUGCAAGAAGUUCGAUAUGCAUGGCCCAGUAAUGGCACCGAUACCGAAGAGAAACAGAUCGGUGAUAUUGGAAUGAACGACGAACAAUUGAUGGAAUAUGAUGGCGAAGAGUUGCAAGAAAUAUCGAGGACUACACUGGAAACGGAUGGUGUAUGCUAUAUAAAUGAUACACUUGGACUUCAUCGGGUUGAAAAUCCUAGCCACAGUGACAGUGCCGUUUCGUUGCAUUUAUAUUGUCCGCCGUUCGAUUCUUGUUCCAUUUUCAACAAAAAAACGGGGAAACGAACCAGCUGUAAUGUAACUUUUUGGAGCAAAUUUGGAGAAAAACGGGAUAAGACUGCCACUACAACAACACUACCAGAAGAUAACUAAUGCGUAUAAGGAGAAACUACUGACGAUUGUUAUUAUUGCGACAGGUACCUACGGUGGAGAAUGGCUAUGUGUCGAUUAAUAACGGAAUCUAACUCAAUCUAACGAAUCUGCUAUUGUUGUUAGAGGUACAUGUUAAAUCUGUAUAAUUCAUACGCAAAUAUUUUUAUCCAAUUAGUUACUUACCAUCAUAAAAUUGUUUAAUUUAUUUUUAUGACAUUAAACGUUUAAAAACAAAUAGAAAAUAUUUUGA
Bradysia coprophila is the source of this 1361-nucleotide messenger RNA. RefSeq names its product cysteine dioxygenase type 1. Gene Ontology annotation, molecular function: ferrous iron binding; cysteine dioxygenase activity. Gene Ontology annotation, biological process: L-cysteine catabolic process. The record is from RefSeq and is a predicted model, not a curated record. NCBI's taxonomy places the organism in Eukaryota, Metazoa, Arthropoda, Insecta, Diptera, Sciaridae.